CAUGAAGGCAAACUCCUGAAAGUGCUGUUGGUAAAGCUACAGAGAAAGAACGCAUUAUACAACCCUCUGUACUUGGCUACAGCAAAACACACUGGAGCCGUCUUGAAAGAAGUUGUCCUAUAGCAUGGAGAUCUGAGCAUUGACGUGAAGACCUCCACCAAAAGAUCUGCAGAGAGCCUGAGCUUCAGCCCUAGUAAUACUGUUAACAAGCAUAACUUGACUAAAAUUCAAAAUUAAGAGAGAAGAUGGCCAUCAAUUGGAAGAUCUGCUUCUUCACUCUCAUGAUGCUUCCCAUGGUUACAGCAACCCAUUCCAACUGCAUCAUUAAAAAGGAGCAAGAGACCUGUCUGGAGAAAAUACGGAGGGCAGCUGCCCUGAACCCUCUCAAUGACUCUGCUCCAGGUUGCCCAGGAAUGUGGGACAAUAUUACAUGUUGGAAACCUGCAAGUGUGGGUGAAAUUGUCUUUGUCAAGUGUCCUGCACUCUUCAGAUUUAUCAUCUCUGAAGAUGGUUGGGAAGUAGAUAACUUGGGGCAAACCCAUGCAGGUGAUUAUGACCUGCUGGAAAGCACAGCCCAGUCUCCCCUAGGGGACAUCAGCAGAAAUUGCACUGAAGAUGGCUGGUCUGAACCUUUUCCUCAUUAUUAUGAUGCCUGUGGCUUUGAUGAAAAUGAAACAGAGUCUGAUAACCAGGAUUACUACUAUCUCUCUGUGAAGGCUCUGUACACGGUUGGAUACAGCACUUCUCUUGUUUCCCUCACCACUGCCAUGGUUAUCCUGUGUCGUUUCAGGAAGCUUCACUGCACUCGAAAUUUUAUCCACAUGAACCUCUUUGUUUCAUUCAUCCUACGUGCAAUAUCUGUAUUCAUUAAAGAUGGGGUUCUUUAUGCUGAACAGGAUGGCAACCACUGUUUUAUCUCAACAGUGGAAUGCAAAGCAGUGAUGGUGUUUUUUCACUACUGUGUCAUGUCCAACUACUUCUGGCUUUUUAUUGAAGGAUUGUACCUUUUCACUUUAUUAGUAGAAACCUUUUUCCCAGAGAGGAGAUAUUUCUACUGGUACACUAUUAUUGGUUGGGGUACCCCAACAAUUUGUGUCACUGUCUGGGCAGUGUUGAGACUUCACUUUGAUGAUACUGGCUGCUGGGACAUGAAUGACAACACUGCCUUGUGGUGGGUGAUCAAGGGUCCUGUGGUUGGAUCAAUCAUGAUAAACUUUGUGCUUUUUAUUGGCAUAAUUGUUAUACUCGUGCAGAAACUCCAGUCACCUGACAUUGGGGGCAAUGAAUCCAGCAUUUACUUCACCCUCCCUCUUCCUCCCAGAUGCAGCUGCAGUCCAUGCACAGGACAAUUGCGCAGCUGCGUUCAGAAAUGCUACUGUAAGCCUAAGAGGGCUAACCAGCACUCUUGCAAGAUGUCAGAACUAUCAACCAUUACCCUGAGGCUGGCUCGCUCUACACUACUGCUUAUCCCCUUGUUUGGAAUUCACUACACGGUGUUUGCUUUUUCUCCUGAAAAUGUCAGUAAGCGGGAGAGACUAGUGUUUGAAUUGGGACUGGGAUCUUUCCAGGGUUUUGUUGUUGCUGUUCUCUAUUGUUUCUUGAAUGGGGAGUUUCUCCCUAAAGGUGCAAUCAGAAAUAAAGAGAAAAUGGAGGAGCUGGAAAGUCAACCGGUAUUUUGCUGUGGAUUUCAAACAUCGUCAGCCUUCUCUAGCGAGCAGCGGAGUGAACGGGGGGACACAACUCUCCAUUCUGAGCAAGAGCAGCUCUCAGAUUCGGAUGUCCAGCAUAAAUGCGGAGAACCUAGCGACAUGAGCAGCUAAGGAAAACAAAUCAAUCAACAACCAAACCAAAAACCAUCCCUUCAAAAAAGAAAAAUAAAUCAUAAUUUUGGUGGUGGUGUAGGUCCCUUUCCUUUUCCCUUCCCUUCCCUUCCCUUCCCUUCCCUUCCCUUCCCUUCCCUUAUGUUUGUCGAGGUGAAAAAGCAAAGGAAAUAUGUACAUAUAUCUUUUUAACAAUCACUGUAAAUACCCGACUGUACUCAAGGCCAUUAAUGGAAAAAAGUUUAAAAGAUAAACAACAGGCCAAGCCCACCCACUCACUGAUUUACAUUUCAGAGCAUCUGCAAGUAAUCCGUUGUCAGUCAAAAGUAAUAAGUGAUUGCUGUGCAGUUGUGAUCCUUGGUUGCCAAAAUGAUACUAAUCUGUGAACGGACAUGAUCAUUGUUAUUUUUCAAAUUGGUUCUCAUUUUGGUUUGGAUUUGCCUUUUUUUUUUGUUCCUAGUCAAACAUUGUAGCCUGUCCCUGUCUUUUGGCAUGUGAAUUUCUGCAGUGUUUCUCUUUUGAGUCUAAAGAUGGAGCUAAUACGCUUGAGUUAAUCAAACCAGCUGGUUCAGGAAGAACUUCAGAAAAUUAAGUUCAUGGCUGGAUUUAGUCAGAUGUGCCCAGUGGACUUAAAGAAACUGCUGUGCCAAUGUGAAGCUGCAUAACUACCAUCGGUCAGUGGGGGGACUCUGGACAACAGAGAUGGAAUCAGCUGUUUUUUUCUGUACCCAGGGACACUUUUGAGAAUGCUUUAUGUUCUAGCUAAACUGUGAAUUUUCUAAAAAGGCCAUGCAGUUGAGAUAUAUCUAUAUUUUUGACAUUGACUGAUUGAUGGGUAGAUUGAUUGAUUGGGUUCUUUGAAUAAUAAAAAUAGCUGUCCCCUCCCUCUCACUUAAGAGCAAAAGUCAGUUCCAGGGUGGCCUUUCGCUCCAGAUAACCUUGAACCUUCUGCAUUCAUGUCCGAACGUGACAUGUUUUUGGGUAGUGCUGUCACACAGAGUGUGGUGCCUUUGCAGCCCAGUUGACUUCUCUGUUUUGACUCUUCCCUGCCAGAGCAAGAGGCACAAGAGGGAUCUGGCAUGAUCAUCUUGGAAGGUAAAAGUCAUCUGCAUUUGGUGAGCGACUAAACUGAACAAUAAGAUGCUAUGGAAGGAAAAGAGAAAGACUUUGUAUGACUCCCCACACCUGGCAAUUUUGUCUCUCUUUGGAUAUUCUGUUUGUUUAACCACCAAUGGUCUUACUGCUUUUCUUUGAGAGCAACUAAAAUGUUCUUUCAACGUUUGCCUUGUAGUUAAAGCCACGACUGGUACAUAUCUACUUCAAUCAAAUGUCAAUGAUGUCAAUUCUUAAAAGUCUUUAUACAGUGCAUAAAGGCUUUGAGGACCGUCCUAGCACUCACUUCGUUUUGGAUUUAUGAACUGAGAUAUAUAUAUAUAUAAAUAUAUAUAUAUAUGUGUGUGUGUGUAUGUGUAUGCAUAUAUUAAAAAAGAAAAAUGAAAAUGACAUUUUAAAUGUGAAAUAUUGAACUGAAACUAAUAGUAACCAGGAAAUUCAAAAUUCAGGCUUGUUCUUUGGUGUUAGUUGACAUGAUCAUGAACUAGAAAACAAAGUGAAAGACUCAGAAUUUUAGUGUCAGCUGAGUGUGAGCUUUUAAUUUCACUGGUUUUUGUUAGUUUAAGUAAAGAAAAAAAAGUUUUAAUGUCAUUUUAAGCAUAGGUUUUUAAAAAUAAUUCUAUUUUCCUUAUUUUUAAAAGGAUUAAAAAAAGGGCCACAGAUAAUUGUUACAGAGAUAUUAAUUAUAAUACUUAACACUUAUAUAGUGCUUUAUGGGACAUAAUCUGUUCUCAGUUGUAGCAGUGUAAAUGAAUGUCAAAAUAAUUUGAAACAGACAGAAAUGAUGAGCUUGACUUCAUAUUUCUACAGGCUCAUGCUCUUAUGAGAAGCUUACACCCUUUUCAGGUGAAAUCUACGCUUUCACUGAGGACUAGCUAAAAGUUUUACUUUACUGUGAUUGUACUGCAGUAUUUUAAGUGCAAGUUAAAUGAUCCAGACACCUUUUUUUUUCAAGUCUUCAGCACUGGUUUGCUGCUCUGAGGGUAGAAUUAGUCCCCUUGUACCAGACUCUCUGCAAAAGCCACUGAAGUGUUUUUAACUGUUAGAUUGGAGCUUCUUCUCUCAUUAGAUGCUGCUAAAAGCUAUUUUAGAAAGUUACUGAAGGAGCUAUGCACUUUGCAGUCCAGAAAGACAUGGGAGAUGGGGAAAGCCAGAUCUAUCAGGUAAAUGUAAAUUUAGACAUUUUUAAAAUGAGACUAUCUAAUGUUAGCCAAACAGAUAAUAUUUAAUAUUUAGUUUUGUAUUUUCUGUAGUAUGGGCUUUCACAAGGUAUUACAUUGACAAUAUUGUAAGUUUGUUAUUUAAAAAAAAAUUAAGAAGUAUAUUUUGCAUGAAUGGCUAGUAGCCAAUUUUCAAGCACUAAUUGAUUAGAACUUCUGAAAAAAGUUGUUGAAAAACUGCCUCUAGUUGGAGACUUUUUGCCAUGUUUCAGUCCAGAGCAAGAAAGUGUUUGGAUCUUUUUUUUUAAUUUUAUUUUUAAUGUUGUUUUUGAGGCUUUUUUCGGAGCUUGCUUUUAAAUUCUACUGUUUUCCUUGCUGUCCUUCAGUGCGCUGCAAUGUGAGUUGGUGGAUCUCAGUUCAGUGCCUCGUGGGCAAGUGUCCACAACACCAAAACCACCUUCCAGUCAUGCACACUGGAGACCAGGUCCUCAGCUAAAUUAAAAUCAGUACAGAAAACUGUUCUUAUUGUUAGAACAAAGCCACUUCACUUUGGCCUGGGGUUUGGUCUCAGCACAUUACUAUUACUAUUAUUUUUUGGCAGUCUCAGCAAGAGAGGCAAAGUCAUAAAAACUGGGACUUGCCCCUUGAAUUCCUAGCAUCAAUGCUUAGGAACAAGACAAAUUGGAGGACAGAGGAGGGGAAAUUUCUGCCUUUGCAGUCCCAGUCUUUCUUGUUCAGUGGACAAAUUAAAGUCUUCAGUACCUUUCACCAGCAUUGAAUUUACUAGAGGAAAUGGUGUCUCUUGAAAUAUUUAGUAUACAAUGGAUUAUACAAAUAACCCCCUUCUAUUAUGAUUCUUUUAUUGGCGGUGUCGAUGCACUUCCAAAUGUGUCUUUCCAUAGUCACUCAAACUUCCUCAGUGUUACUGGAAAGAUCAUACUUCAGGUGUAUAUAUUUAUCUAAAUCAGACUCUGAUGCCAUCGCACAAAUUAGCUCUCAAGAAAUCUUUAUGUUGAAUGUAAACUGAAGAUGCUGGACAUGCAUGGCCACCCUUCACAGUGGCUGUCAUUUCUAUUUGUUUCAGGAUGGAAGAAACCAACGGGUGGUUUGCUUCUAAGUGUGUGUAAAUAUCAAUUGAGUGUAACAGUGCUUUGUUUAAUUUUUCACUGUGAAAUAUAUUUUGGAGCUAGAAAGGCUAUGUUAUUAAAAACAAUACCUAAUUAAAAGAAAAACAAGUGUGCAGUGCUCCUUGAGCCAUUUUUUCUACCAUGUCCAUAAUGUAUUUCUUGUCAAAUUUUCUUAUUUUGCUUUUGUAAAUGUACAAAAAUUUCUGUGCUGCAGCUUUUGUGACUAUUUAAUGUAUCUAACCACUGUUUGAUUAUUGACUUUUUGAUGUGGAGUGCUGGUACUACAGGACAAUUAACAUCCCAAAAUGAAAGCUACAACCUGUAUUUCAAAGGACAAGGCUUGUUUCAUUGCUGCAUGGUGACCUCAAUUCCUUUUACCUUCAUCUACAUCUAGUAUAUCUGGAACUCAGAGCCCAGGUAAUGAAACUUAAAUGCUUAGUUACAGGAGUUUUUAUUUAUAGAGGAAAAAUACCCAAGUUCCUCUGCUUCAUUUAAGUAUUUGUAUUUGAAAACCAGGUGUUAAAAUAAGGUGGUGGGAGAAGGGAGAGAGUUGAAGGCAGGUGAGUCCAGACUGAAAUGCAAAAAUGCUGCAGUUUGGAAGUUAAAUUCAGAUGCUUUAUUUGGUGUCUAACUCCUCAUUUUCAGCAUCUCCAUUGCAACUAAAGAACUGUGUCUUGCAACUGCAAGGCUAAAUAACAACCAGAAGUGGGCAGGAUCUGACUGUGCUGAUAAUUGAGCUUACAUUUGCAAAGAUGACUUCCUUUAGAUUCUCUCCAUCAUCAGUGGUAAGUGUGAGACACCUUCCAGAAUGGAAUGCAGAGCAGUUCAUAAAAUCAUAAGAUCAACAGUCGAGGUUGGAAGACACCUUGAAAAACCACCUGGUCCAACAUGAGAAAGGGAGCCAAGAUGAGAUUAUGAGGCCCCCCCCCAGCCCACCUCACCCGAGCCCUCUGUUCAUCAGAUAGAAAAAACUUCUUUCACUCUUUCAAUCUUUCCUCAUCAAGUGGGUUUUCCAUCCCUUUCAUCAUCUUCAUGGCCUUCCUUUUGACCCUCUCCAGUCUGGCCAUGCUUUUCUUGAAUUGUAAGGACCAGAACUGGACACAAUACGGUAUUUGUUAGAAUCCUCCUCAAAACCUGACCUGGGAGAAUCUGAUCCUUUUCAGCAGUGAUAAAAGGAUUUGGUGGCAUAAUUUGCCUUGUCCACUUCAUUACAUAAAAUUGUGGCUUUCCAUAAUAUUGUCAUAUCAAUGAUGGAUGAAAUUCUGCUUCUGUAUAGCAUAAUAGCUUCUGUGCUUACGUAUGAAGGGCUAUGCAGGACCUCUGAUUCCUUCAAAGAUUUUUAUUUUUUUUUAUAAAUGCCAUGGAAAAAGAAAACAGUAACUAAAAAUACACAAAGCCAAAAUGGUCAAGAACAAAAAAUAUUUAGCAGAGUUAGACCUGUUGGUCUCUGAUCCUCCUGUGUUCCAGACCAACACAGUGCCAUAAAAAGACUUAAUCUGAAGGAAACUCUGUAAUUGCCAUUGUUUUCACAGCAUAUACCUCCCACUCCCAAACUGAUCUACUCCCUUUUUAAAAUUCAAUAGGAUUUUUUUUUUUCGCACUGUCACUUCCCACUGGAAAGUUAUUGUAAAACUUCACUCUUCUGGCAGUUAGAAACUUUUUUAUGAAUUCUAAAUUAAAAUAACUACUGGCUAGCUUUGCUCCUUGUCAUACUAAUCUUCCCUCCAGUUCCUUUCUCCCUUCCUUUAAUAUGAACAGUUUUAUUUCAGAUAAAGUCUACAGUUUAUCUUUGGUCAUGCAGUUGAAAGAUAAGACUAAAAAUAAUUACACUACUCAGCUUCAUUUGUUUCAGCUCUAAUCAUGAUUUGGGCUGCAGAAACAAUGCAAGGAAGCAAAUACAGAUACAUGCAAAUUCCUUUAGAACAGCAGGAAAAUUAACUGGAAUCAGCAUAUCAAGUUCUGUGAAAAAA
Messenger RNA from Calidris pugnax (ruff), 7190 nucleotides. RefSeq names its product adenylate cyclase activating polypeptide 1 (pituitary) receptor type I (gene ADCYAP1R1). Gene Ontology annotation, biological process: adenylate cyclase-modulating G protein-coupled receptor signaling pathway; cell surface receptor signaling pathway. The record is from RefSeq and is a predicted model, not a curated record. Bases 246 to 1820 code for a protein of 524 amino acids. Gene Ontology annotation, molecular function: peptide hormone binding; G protein-coupled peptide receptor activity; vasoactive intestinal polypeptide receptor activity. The transcript is spliced from 18 exons. Gene Ontology annotation, cellular component: neuron projection; plasma membrane. Lineage: Eukaryota; Metazoa; Chordata; Aves; Charadriiformes; Scolopacidae.